Messenger RNA from Chanos chanos (milkfish), 2597 nucleotides. RefSeq names its product transmembrane protein 50B. Bases 331 to 807 code for a protein of 158 amino acids. The record is from RefSeq and is a predicted model, not a curated record. Lineage: Eukaryota; Metazoa; Chordata; Actinopteri; Gonorynchiformes; Chanidae. The transcript has 7 exons.
UGAAAUUAUCGGAGUGGGGUACCAGAGCAAAUAUUUUCCGUUUUAACAGCUAUUCUCUGAAUAAACGAAUAGAGGUUAACUGGUGAUUAAAAUACCUAAUCGCUUUACACUUACACUAGCCCGCUGUUUGUGAAUGUGGCACGAGGAGUUUUUUUUUAAUGACCCAUGAUUAGCUUCCUUCACCAAACUGUAAAUCAGGGCAUCCACGUUACCCCGUAGCUCUUCUCUGAGUAAACUCCGAACGCGUUGCACUGAAAGCCCCGCACUGACAGACCAGAGAACAGUCCACAGAAAGAGAGAAAGAAAAAAACGCGGAGAAGUUUGCGUGAGAUGGCAGGAUUUUUGGACAACUUCCGUUGGCCCGAGUGCGACUGUAUUGAUUGGGGAGAGAGGCGGAACACUGUGGCCUCCAUUGUGGCUGGCAUUCUGUUCUUCACUGGCUGGUGGAUUAUGAUAGAUGCUGCUGUGUGUUAUCCAGACCAAAAAGAUCUCAAUCAUGCUUUCCACACAUGUGGGGUUUUCUCCACCUUGGCUUUCUUCAUGAUCAACGCAGUCUCAAACGGUCAGGUGAGAGGAGACACCUAUGGAGAGGGCUGUCUUGGCAGAAUGGGAGCUCGCGUCUGGCUUCUCAUCGGUUUCAUGAUCAUGUUCGGCUCGCUCAUCGGCGCCAUCUGGAUCCUCUUUGGAGCCUACGUUGUCCCCAAGAAAGAGGUAUAUCCAGGACUUGCAGUUUUCUUCCAGAACACACUGAUAUUUUUCAGCACUCUCAUUUAUAAGUUUGGACGCACAGAGGACCUGUGGGGUUAGUAACGGACCUGCAUACCCCCCAGGCCACCCCCUCUCUCCACCCUGCCCAAAUACACCCUCUUCCCAAGUGACCCAUCAGGUGGACCACCUCUUCAUGUGUGGGAAACCGUUCACUCGCACAGGUGACUUAAGGUAGAAUCUCUGUUCGCUGUGGACAGAGUCAACCGACUCUUCUCAUUGGGCCUCUCUUGUACCGUAGCCAGAAGAAAUGUAACAUGGGAAAAAUCCAAAGGUGAUUCAAAAGAUAACAGCAAAAAAAAUGAGACAAAGUUCGAGUGGAUGUAAAAAUUGUCUUGCUGAAGUCAGCAUCCCGCCAGAAGUGUAGUUGUCUUUAGAAAUGUUUUGUGUUUGGAAUGAAUUCUAACUUUUCCUGUUUUCUUUUGAGGCGGGGUGGGAGAUAUAUGAUGUGAUCAGAGAUAUUUGUGCUACUGUUUAGAAAUGUGAUUUUGUUUAGUGUUUAUGAUUUUUAUCCAAUUCUUUUUAUUUUACCAGUUGAGUUACUCACUGCCACUGUGUCAAUGUCAUUGCAUUAUAAAUAUUCUUAAAAAUGUUUUUAAUGUGAAGUCUUAUUGCUGUAUUCAUCUUAUAGUCACUGUUGAUGUAUUAGUCUGUCAAGUAAUUCAUGUUCAUUCAUUUUUCAUUUGAACUCCGUAUACAGUAUGCAUUGUGUCAUACUCCAUAUUGCAUAAUAAUUAUCAUUAUGCUAUCUUGCACUUGAAAACCAAUGAAGGAAUAUAAUCUGAAGGAAUAUAAUAAUAAGAGGGAAUAUUUUUGAGCGUAAGUCUUUUCGACUUCUUAGUUCGUUCUCACUUUUGAUGAUUCCGUACGCAAACUCAACGUGUCAUAGUUUUUAAUUUACAUCAUAAUUGAGACUCAUAACAAGUUGAAAGCCACUCACAUCAUUCAGGGAGUCACUUAAAGAAAGCGCCUAGCGAAAGAGGAGUGUUCCUACUCAGUCACGGCACCAGUUUGGCUGGUAUCUUACAGUAGUUAAGCACAAUUGAAUGAAAACGUGAGGAUUCGAUUGAGAAACGAGAGAUACCGGCCCUUACCAGAGGGCGCGACCUUUAAAUGCAUUGUUUGAAAAUCAUAGAAAAGAUUUUUCUGUGAUUAGCAAUGAAGAGUUCUGUCUUUACAUUGUGGUAAGCUCCUGAAUCGGAACGUUUUUCUCCUGUCGAAAACUCCGAGCAGAACCUCCCGUGGAUAACUCCGAGCAGAACCUCCUGUGGAUCUACAAAGGGAGUUUUCACCACCCCCUCCCCUCUCUCUUUUGAAAUGAUUGAAGAUUUGAUGUGGUAGCAACACAGCUUCUUGAACACAGAGUAUAUCAAAAACUAAGCUGACACUUCAUCGGUCAGAUCUUUGGAGUAUUAAAGAUGUAAGCUAUUAAAUGAUGCUUCCAAGGCACAUGGUGUAAUCUUUAAAAAAAAAAAAGUUGAUUUAGUAUUUAUAGAAAACUAGGACUUGGGAAGAUAAGUGUACAUUCGUGAACAAACACAGAUGAUUGUUUUGACUUGGAAACUUGGUCUCGUGGUAUAUGACAUACUGAUUACUUCCUUCAGUUCAGUAUUGAGAAAGAUAUUGCCGUUAAGGACCAUGGGACGUUAAAAAAGGGAAAGUCAAUAUGAUGUGUUUUAGCUAGAUGUGGCUUCCAUGCUUUUUGGCAGCAGAACCAGAAUGAUGUUAAAGUAUUCAGGGUCAGAGUUUUAUUUGUUUGUUUUAUUUAAAUUUUGUAAUAGCUACGUUAUUAUGUUUUGGUUUGUUUCUUUGCCUUGCAAAUGGACACCGAU